AUGAGCACUACUAUGGCGACCGUGAUAGAAGCUGUCCAGUUACAGACUAUCUCCAAGGCCAAUUUCCAAGAACCUUCUGUUCGCACUCCAAGGCCGUCUGCGGACUCAGUGCGAACACUUGGUGCGGGUCGGACUGGCGGAAUUUUUGAAUCAGAGUUCUCGAGUUUAUCUGCAUCGAAGACGCCCAACCUACACAUCUUUCUCGCCAUCUUUACACCUUCAUUUGUAGGCUUUCUCUCCAGCUUCACAAACGGGGUCAUUACAAUCGGUCUUCCAGAGAUUGCACGCUCGCUUUCCCUUGAUCGCUCUCUGUACCUUUGGCCAUCUUCUGUUUACGGCCUGACGUCUGGGGCCUGUCUCCUAAUCGCUGGAUCUAUCGCCGACAUUGUCGGUGCACGGCCUGUUGAAUUACUCGGCAUCACGUUGAUUGGCGCCUUUACACUGGCUUGCGGAUUCUCAACUACGGGCGAGCAGCUUGUCGUCUUCCGCGCUCUUCAAGGAGUCGCGCUGGCCAUGCACCUCCCAGCCUCUGUAGCGUUAAUCUCAGGAGCUGUGCCGUCAGGACGAGCAAGGAAUCUUGGCUUCGCAUGUCUAGGCUUCAGUCAACCGCUCGGCUUCGCUGUGGGUCUGGUCAUCAGCGGAAUCUUGAUCGAGAAAGCUGGUUGGCGAUCUGGUUUCUACCUGUCCGGGGGCGCCUUGCUGGCCACGGCUAUCGCAGCUGUGUGGAGCUUGCCAAAGCUGAAGACAGGUGCACACGACGGAGUGAUCACACUGGCGAAGAAGGUUGGCAAAGAGGUUGAUUGGGUUGGAGGUAUGAUCUCGGGCGGUGGCCUGGCUAUCCUGGCCUAUGUCCUUGCUAUCCUCAGCGCAGACCUCGCCACCAUCCGGUCAGCAGAAACCGCGACUUUGCUCGCACUCAGCAUCGUCCUCCUCCUCGCCUUUCCAGCAUGGAUGUACUACCGCGAACGCGUGAACAAACCCGCUCUCGUGCCCAACAAGCUCUGGAGAAACAUACCCUUCACAUCGACAUGCAUCAUGGUGGCCCUCUCUUAUGGCGUGAUGAAUAGCAUCGAAACCUUCUCAUCGCUCUACUUCCAAGAGAUCCAACAAGCCACCCCACUGACAACAUCCCUCUACCUCCUCCCCAACCUCGCCACCGGCGUACUGCUGAACGUCCUGGUCGGCACCUUCGUCCACAAGAUACCGGCGCUCUAUCUAGUCUCCAUCUCUGCCGUCAUAUGCUCCAUCUCGCCUCUCCUCAUGGCCGUCAUGGAUCCAAGCUGGAACUAUUUCUACCUCGCCUUCUGGGCCCAGGUCUGCGCCCCGUUCAGUGCCGACGUACUCUUCACCGUCGGCUUGAUCAUCGUGAGUGACAAUUUUCUCGAAAGGGACCAGGCACUAGCGGGUGCUGUCUUCAACAUGGUCGCGCAGUUCGGGAUGAGUUUGGGCAUGGGAAGCUGUCAAGUUGUUGCGCUGGGGGUGAUUGGAAGUGACAAGAGCAGCAAUGAUGGCGGAAGUGGACAUGGUGAUUCGUCCACACACGAUCCAAGGGAGCUGUUGAAAGGGUACCGUGCAAGCUUUUGGACAAUGUUUGGGUACAUGUUGUGCUGUGUGUGCAUCGCGAUCGUAGGGUUGAGGAAGGCUGGGAAGGUGGGGUUGAAGAAGGACUGA
Molecule: messenger RNA, 1671 nt
Organism: Ascochyta rabiei
Lineage: Eukaryota; Fungi; Ascomycota; Dothideomycetes; Pleosporales; Didymellaceae
Exons: 2
Coding region: 1-1671 (556 amino acids)
Biological process (GO): transmembrane transport
Cellular component (GO): membrane
Molecular function (GO): transmembrane transporter activity
Source: RefSeq, a predicted model, not a curated record